AUGGAAACCACACCACCACUAUCUUGGAUGGUGCAUCCCAUAAAGGUCCAGCUUGUCCGCGGAGGGCGUGAGCAAUUUGUGGAAGGAAACUUAUAUACUGUAGAUCCGGUCACUGGAAGCUUGGUGUUGCUCCAAUUUCAGAACGAAAAGCCGUCAAAGCUUCUCUGGAUUCCUCGUGAAGGUUAUACGUCUGUUUCCAUUUUGGACGAGCCAUCUAAUUAUUGCCAACGGCACAGCGUAGAGUUGGCAGAUAUGAUGAGCCACAUGCUUGGUAUGCGACAGGUUGAAGAAUAUGAUGCUAAUGAAGUCGAGCAAAGUCGUGGCCGCCUCUUGUCCUGGCUCGAAGCAAAUCAUGUUGACGUUAAACAGUGCGAAGACGGAUCUCUUCUGAUCUUUGGAGCAGCUCCGUGUAAAAGCUCCGUAUCGACAAUAAUCGGAAUGGUGCUAAUUCUCGCAUUACUGACAACGGUAUUGGCCACAGAUCCGUUGAUAAAAGAUGAUAUUGCCGAGCACUUGAAAGGCCGAGCUUUGGUAGACUAUAUAAACAAACACCAGGACUUCUAUGAAGCGAAGUAUUGGGCAGGUGCAGAGGAGUUUACUGAGUCUCGGACUAUGGACUCCAAAUUCCUCAUAGAUCCUCCGGGUGAAAAGCUGCAGCGCAUAAGAAUUGCCAGCAACGAACCCAUUCCACAAAGUUUUGAUGCACGAGAAAAGUGGCCCAACUGCAGUUCGAUCAUUGGACGUAUUCGGGACCAGUCAAAAUGUAAAUCAGGCUGGGCUGUGGCAAACGCAGAAGUGAUGUCUGAUCGUUUGUGCAUUCAGACAGAAGCACGGAUAACUGUUCACAUUUCGGACACCGAUUUGCUGACUUGCUGUGGAGAAUACUGCGGCAACGGAUGCGAGGGCGGCUAUGCCUCUCGGGGAUGGUCCUACUUCACACAUACUGGUCUUGUCACGGGUGGUAGCUAUAGAAAGAGAAAUUGCUGCAAGCCUUAUGCAUUAUACCCUUGUGGACAACAUAGAAAUCAAACCUAUUAUGGAAGGUGUAGAAAAUUUGGAACACCAGCAUGUCGCAAAUUUUGCCAAGUCACCUACGACAAGGAAUACGAAGACGACAAGUUCUACGGAAAUCGCUCAUACUAUGUCACUGCAAAUGAAGCCGACAUCCAAAGGGAAAUAAUGACAAACGGACCAGUGAUUGCAACUAUGGACGUUUGGAGCGACUUUGAGUUUUACUCAAAAGGAGUCUUCAAGCACACUUGGGGUACUAAGGAGGAAAAAGCGCAUGCUGUGAAAAUUAUCGGAUGGGGUGAAGAGAGAGAAGGUAAAAAGUACUGGCUUGCUGCCAAUUCAUGGAACACUGAUUGGGGAGAAGAUGGUUUCUUUCGUAUACUCCGCGGCACAGACGAGUGCGGAAUUGAAGCACAUGUAAUUGGUGGAACCAUUAACCUUGCAAAAAUUACUGGUCUGAAAGGCUGAGAAGGAAAAUUCAAUAGAUCUUUAUAUAGUUUUACGC
Messenger RNA from Cylicocyclus nassatus, 1516 nucleotides. The record is from the annotation of a GenBank genome assembly. Lineage: Eukaryota; Metazoa; Nematoda; Chromadorea; Rhabditida; Strongylidae.